Molecule: messenger RNA, 575 nt
Organism: Atta colombica
Lineage: Eukaryota; Metazoa; Arthropoda; Insecta; Hymenoptera; Formicidae
Exons: 2
Coding region: 175-528 (117 amino acids)
Source: RefSeq, a predicted model, not a curated record
UGAUGAUUGGAAAUUUGCGUGGCUUGCCAUAUCAUUUAAUAUUUUGUGAAUCGUGUUACAACUGUUUUUUGCUGCGAUCUGCGAUCAGCUGCGAUAGAAUUUUAAUAAACUCGAGAUUGAUUUGAGUGCAAGUGAUAAUUUCAAUAUUAGGGGAAAGAAUUUCUCACUCAUGUGAUGAGCAGCGCAUGUGAGGAUUCGUGUCCAUGGACGAACUAUUUGUCGGAGGCGAUCAAUAAAUACGUGCUCAACCUGUUUUCAUUCCUGUCGACAUUCGGUCUAACCUUUAAUUUUGGCGACAUCGUCAUCAUUGAUGACGAGACGUCGUUGAAGCUCCGCGAAUUUCUCCACGAAUUGAUAGCAUUGCUGUCAUUUGACGAUUUUCAGUUACAACUGCUCAAAGUCUUCCUGUUGACAUUUCUAAGUAGCGUGGCGUUAAUCUUCGUUGCUUGGUACAUUUAUGGCUCUAGAAUUACGGAGCAGUUCAUGAAAACAGGCGCUGCUGAAGAUUGUAAUUCAUCAACUGAGUAAUAUAUUAGAUAUUUAAUUACUAUUGGACAGUCUAUUGACUUUAUAAC